This is a messenger RNA of Megalops cyprinoides (Indo-Pacific tarpon), 1134 nucleotides long. It is a transcript of the gene stc1, whose product is annotated as stanniocalcin 1. NCBI's taxonomy places the organism in Eukaryota, Metazoa, Chordata, Actinopteri, Elopiformes, Megalopidae. The record is from RefSeq and is a predicted model, not a curated record. Bases 135 to 893 code for a protein of 252 amino acids. Gene Ontology annotation, biological process: intracellular calcium ion homeostasis. Gene Ontology annotation, cellular component: extracellular region. Gene Ontology annotation, molecular function: hormone activity. The transcript is spliced from 4 exons.
UUGAAGCCCCGGAGAAGAAACCUCGGCAAAGCAUAUCGACAAAACAAGAGAAAUACAUCAUUUUCAACGGGAGAAGAAAUCGUCUAGAGACUAUUUAUUCAUUUUGUGCAUAUUUUCAACAUCCUCUAUUAACAAUGCUUCAGAAGACCGGACUUCUCGCGCUGCUCGCGCUCAUUGUGUCUGCCUACGAACUGGAUCAGAACGAGUCUUUCUCUCCCAGGAGAACACGCGUCUCCGCUAACAGCCCUUCAGACGUGGCACGCUGCCUGAACAGCGCCCUACAGGUGGGCUGUGGUGCCUUUGCCUGUCUGGAGAACUCAACCUGUGACACAGAUGGAAUGCAUGACAUCUGCAAGUCCUUCCUCUACAGCGCUGCUAAAUUUGACACUCAGGGCAAGGCCUUUGUGAAGGAGAGCCUCAAGUGCAUAGCCAAUGGCAUCACCUCUAAGGUCUUCCUCACCAUCCGCCGCUGCUCCACUUUCCAGAGGAUGAUCUCUGAGGUGCAGGAGGAGUGCUACAGCAAGCUGGACAUCUGCACUGUGGCCCGCUCCAACCCCGAGGCCAUCGGUGAGGUGGCUCAGCUGCCUAGCCACUUCCCCAACAGGUUCUACAGUAAGCUCCUGCAGAGCCUGAUGGAGUGUGACGAGGAGACAGUGGACCUGGUGAGGGCCAGUCUGGUGUCCAGACUGGGGCCAGAGAUGGCCAUGCUCUUCCAGCUGCUGCAGAGCAAGCCGUGCCCCUCGGUGCCGGCCGCAGUGCCGGCUGGAAUGGAGGGCCGCGGAGGCUGGCGAUGGCCUAUGAGUCCCCAUAUGUUCAAGACCCAGCCUAACCUGCGCAACAGGGACUCCUCCAAUCUCUUCCCCAAGAAGCGUACCACUGGUGACAGCUCUUAAUACCCACACAAAUCUAGAAAUUACAUUCACUACAACUCCUGCAAAAACAAAUGACGUUCUCUUCCCUUGUGUGUGAGGGCCAUGUCCUUUCACGCUGGGGGACAAAAAACAUGCCCUGGAGUAAAAGCUGCUUGCAUGUCAGGUAUCUUUGACUUCUUAAUAUGAAUACAUCCGUUGAACAUCUGAAUGCUUAUGUGUAUUUUACUCAUUGUUCAACUGAUGUAUUCAAAUAUGAAACAGU